CCUUUCAAGCCACGGUAUCGUCCCUUUUUUUCCCGCUAAUCCUGUGUCUGAAUCACAACCGUCAUGGCCGCCGUCUCACGGCUGAGUAAGCUCGCCGUCGCCGUCGUAGCCACCGUAGCUGGCGGCUCAAUUAUUCUUCAGCCUUCUCUCUCCUCCAAUGACCGUGGUACCAGUGAUCAGGCGCUUGAAUCCUACAGGAGUAAGAUCAAUGAUCCAACUGCAGUCGUUCCGCGGCGAUCAGUCCAGGAGUCGGCUCUGAUCGGGGCUAGUUCUUUAAAUCCUCUUGAUAUUCUCGUCAUCGGCGGAGGCGCUACCGGCUGUGGCGUCGCCCUCGAUGCUGUUACUCGUGGACUUCGUGUUGGCCUCGUUGAGCGCGAGGAUUUCGCUUCCGGUACGUCUUCGCGUUCGACGAAGCUCAUUCAUGGAGGCGUGCGGUAUGUGGAGAACGCAGUGUUUAAUUUGGAUUAUAAGGAGCUUAAACUGGUGUUUCAUGCGCUUAAAGAGCGAAGGCAGUUCAUCGAAAAUGCACCACAUCUAUGCCAUGUUUUGCCGUGUAUGACGCCGUGUUUUGACUGGUUCGAGGUCGUUUACUAUUGGAUUGGGUUGAAGAUGCACGAUUUUGUUUCUGGUCCUUGCCUCUUACACUUGUCAAGGUACUAUUCCGCUCAAGAGUCUGUGGAGCUCUUCCCUACCCUGGCUACGAACGGCCAGGGAAGAAGUUUGAAAGGCACUGUGGUGUACUACGAUGGGCAGAUGAAUGACUCGCGGGUUAAUGUGGGGCUGGCUUGUACUGCCGCUCUGGCUGGUGCGGCGGUGCUUAACUAUGCUGAAGUUGUGGGGUUUUUGAAGGAAGAGGGUAGUGAUCGAAUUAUUGGUGCGCGGAUUCGUGACAAUUUGUCAGGUAAAGAGUUUGAUACCUAUGCAAAGGUGAUUGUCAAUGCUGCUGGACCAUUUUGUGAUUCAGUGAGAAAGAUGGUUGAUAAAGAGGCAGUGGCUGUGAUCUGUCCCAGCUGUGGUGUCCAUGUGGUUCUCCCUGAUUAUUAUUCUCCCGAAGGAAUGGGUCUAAUUGUUCCCAUGACUAAGGACGGGCGUGUGGUUUUUAUGCUGCCAUGGUUAGGACGAACGGUUGCUGGAACCACAGAUUCCAACGCAGACAUCACUAUGCUUCCUGAGCCUCACGAGGAUGAAAUCCAAUUUAUACUGGAUGCAAUCUCUGGUUACCUUAACGUGAAGGUGCGGCGAACAGAUGUUCUCUCAGCUUGGAGUGGUAUUCGUCCUUUGGCUAUAGAUCCGUCAGCUAAAAGUACCGAGAAUGUUUCAAGAGAACAUGUUGUUUGUGAGGAUUAUCCUGGAUUUGUCACAAUUACUGGUGGGAAAUGGACUACUUAUCGGGGCAUGGCAGAAGAUGCUGUUAAUGCAGCUAUAAAGUCUGGAAAGCUGAAGCCAACAAAUGAAUGUGUAACAGAAAAGCUGCGGAUAGUUGGUGGAGAUGGAUGGGAACUUGCAUAUUUUACUGUCUUAGCUCAGCAAUAUUUACGUAUGAAGAAGACUCUUGGAGGUAAAGUUGUCCCCGGCGUUAUGGAUACUGCAGCUGCAAGACAUUUAUCACAAGCGUAUGGUGUUUUAGCUGAAAGAGUGGCUGCUAUAGCCCAGAAUGAGAGUUUGGGGAAGCGAUUAGCUCACGGUUACCCCUUCUUGGAAGCCGAGGUUGCAUACUGUGCUCGGCACGAGUACUGUGAAUCUGCAGUAGAUUUCAUCGCCAGAAGAUCACGUCUCGCAUUCCUCGACACACAUGCUGCUAACCACGCAUUGCCUCGAGUAAUUGAGAUAUUGGCGGCUGAACAUAAUUGGGAUAAGUCAAGGCAGAACCAAGAACUGCAGAAGGCCAAUAAAUUUUUAGAAACUUUCAAGUCUUCAAGAAAUGCUCAGUUCCAUGAUGGAAAACAUGAUUAGUGAGUUCUUCUAAUGCUUUUUGCUUCUUAAAUAGAUCCGUUCACACAUGUUCGUGAUUGUAAUCUCUUCUCGUGUUUGAAUUCAAGGCUUUUCAGCCCCACCCGACCGGGCAGGAGAGGAGAAUGUUUCAAGAACUCGACACACACACACAGCUAUGAUCAAACACAUCAGGUGAAAAUACAUAUACUUACUUUGCACCUUGCCUUUUAAAUUGUAAUUGCCCUUGGCUGAGAAUAUGCCAUGCACCAUAUAGGCACCACCCUACGUACAUACCAAAGGAAUAAAUAACUCAAA
Messenger RNA from Cucurbita moschata (crookneck pumpkin), 2247 nucleotides. Its product is annotated as glycerol-3-phosphate dehydrogenase SDP6, mitochondrial-like. Bases 64 to 1953 code for a protein of 629 amino acids. Gene Ontology annotation, biological process: glycerol-3-phosphate metabolic process. The record is from RefSeq and is a predicted model, not a curated record. Gene Ontology annotation, molecular function: glycerol-3-phosphate dehydrogenase (quinone) activity. The transcript has 6 exons. Gene Ontology annotation, cellular component: mitochondrion; glycerol-3-phosphate dehydrogenase (FAD) complex. NCBI's taxonomy places the organism in Eukaryota, Viridiplantae, Streptophyta, Magnoliopsida, Cucurbitales, Cucurbitaceae.